Messenger RNA from Fonsecaea erecta, 663 nucleotides. RefSeq lists its product as hypothetical. The record is from RefSeq and is a predicted model, not a curated record. Lineage: Eukaryota; Fungi; Ascomycota; Eurotiomycetes; Chaetothyriales; Herpotrichiellaceae. The transcript has 2 exons. Bases 1 to 663 code for a protein of 220 amino acids.
AUGGCCGACGACGACGAGAACAUCGACCGAGAUUUCCUGCCCGGUGGUCUGCCCCAACAUGAGCUAUGUGACUGGUUCCUCCAGAACAACCAUGCCGGGUUCGAAGCGGCCCUGUACAAGCGCCAAAACGAGAUCCUCUGGCUGGCUCGCCUCCGCCACGGUCUCGCUUUUGCGUCUGUCCCUCUAGACUCCAACAACGCCGUCCCCUUGAUCGAACUCGUCGUCAUCAAGGACAUGCUCGCCUACGCCCAGGAGAUCCAGCACCUCCUCGAGAUUGCCCAGCUCUUCCAGAUUCGCAUUGCUGUGCACAACGAAAUCAGCCAUGCCCAGGCCGCCCUCCGUCCCGACUUUCGUCGCUCCUUGAGCAUGGCCGUAGCCCACGCGGCUCACUUGUUUUCCCAGAACAUCCUCGAUGCGCAAAUACAAGCGACGAUCAACUUGCCCGCGCCGCCUCCGGGCCCUCCGCUGAAGUUCUGCGACAGUCCGAGCUGCAACGCCAUCUUUUUGGCCGGGAUUCCUGGACAUGCCGUCUUGUAUCCUGGGGCAUGGGUGGUGAGCUGUCAGACGCCACACCACGAGACGAUCGAUGCCAAUCGGGUGGUGGCCUGGGCUUGGCUAGCGGUGAGCAGGGGUUGGAUACUGGGGCCCGUGCGGUCUUCUUGA